Messenger RNA from Sipha flava (yellow sugarcane aphid), 1822 nucleotides. RefSeq names its product transcription factor Dp-like. The record is from RefSeq and is a predicted model, not a curated record. NCBI's taxonomy places the organism in Eukaryota, Metazoa, Arthropoda, Insecta, Hemiptera, Aphididae. The transcript is spliced from 2 exons. Gene Ontology annotation, molecular function: RNA polymerase II transcription regulatory region sequence-specific DNA binding; DNA-binding transcription factor activity, RNA polymerase II-specific. Bases 260 to 1666 code for a protein of 468 amino acids. Gene Ontology annotation, cellular component: transcription regulator complex; nucleus. Gene Ontology annotation, biological process: regulation of cell cycle; regulation of transcription by RNA polymerase II.
ACGCACGAUCCGGGGUGAUAGAGUGUCCGCGCGGUUACCACCGGGCGCGUUUACUCUUCCAUGAAAUGCGAGGAAAUUUGUUUGCACGUUCGUAAUACUCGCCGCCUGAGCCUCGACUUCCGUGUCGAUACGUUCGAAUCCAGUGUCCACCAGCCAGACUCAUCUAAAUGCCGGCCCGAGUCAAUGCGCGCCCGGGCCCGAUCGCGAAGCCGCCAUCCCAACACAUCAUUAAGAUUUUAUAUCGAAUGAAUUUGACAUUAUGUCAAAUACUGUGAAGUAUACGGUUAAAGAAUCUCGUGGCAAUAAAACUUUUAACUUUCCAAAUUUUACUAACUGUCAGAAUGCUAUAAAUGGUACACUUGGAAAGUCUACUGUGAAAAAUCUUAUUGAAAAACGAAAACUUAAAUCAACAAAAAAUAUUAUUAAAAUGGCCGAUUUUAAUAACACUGAAAUUAUUACGGUUUCUCCAGAGUUCUUAGAUGACAGUUCUUUAGAAUAUAUGAUAAAAGAUGAACCAAUGUCAGAUUCUAGUUAUGAUGAUUUAGAAGUGCUUGAUGAAUACCAAGAUAAUCCUGAAGUUAUUGUUGUUUGUGGUAAUGAUAUGGAUAAAUCAAGUGAUAGUGAUUUAGAAUACAUAGAAGAUAUUAAACAUGAAGAACAUGGUAAAGUUAAAUUACAUAAUGAUAUCAACUCUUCUGAUGUUGUUGUACGGACAGAUAUUUUGAAUGAUUUAUUAGAAGGGCGCAUGACCAAAACUACUAAAAAACUCCUUGAAUCCACCAAGAUUUCCUAUUUACCUAUGCAACUAACUCAGAACGAAUUUCGUUCUACGUAUUCCAUAGACAAAAGUCCAUUUAAAGUCAGACCUAUUAAAGCUAAUAAAGGUUUAAGACAUUUCUCCAAAAGGGUAUGUGAUAAAGUUAAAACUAAAAUGGUUACUACCUAUAAAGAAGUAGCUGAUGAACUAGUUGCAGAAUGUGUUGGUAACAAUGAUAGCCCAACAUUUUUGUAUGAUCAAAAAAAUAUUAGACGUCGUGUAUAUGAUGCCUUGAAUGUAUUGAUGGCUCUUGACAUAAUUGCCAAGAACAAAAAAGAUAUAACUUGGAAAGGUUUACCAACUGGGUCUAUACAAAAUAGUGUUUAUCUUGUCCAAGAAAAAGAAAACCGUCUCAACAGUGUGAAAAGAAAACUUUUAGCUCUACAAGAAAUUAUUAUGCAAGAGGUAGCUAUUAAACGUUUAGUAAAACGCAAUCAAGAUAUGGAAACUGAAUUUGGCCCUCCACCUAAAAAUACGUUUGUCAAUCUUCCUUUUAUGGCUAUCAGCUCAAAUGAAGAUACAGCUGUUGAAGUUGAAAUAUCAGAAGACCAAAAACAAUAUGGGUUGAAUUUUAAUGAUAAAUUCAGUGUAGUUGACGACACUGAGUUAUUGAAAUCCAUGGGUUUUACUUUAGGAUUGGAUCGUGGUGAAGUAAAUAAUGAAGAUUUAAAGAUUUUGAAAACAUUAGUACCCAAAGCUUUUGAGAAACAUAUUGUUAUGAUGGCUACUAAAAAUGGAGAAAUGUUUAAUGAUAUAUGCAAAGAAUUUGAUGAAAAAAUGAAGUCAGCUGAAAUUGAACAAACAUCAUCUAGACCUAAUAUUAUCAAUAGAAGAAGAAAUAAAAGAUAGUUAAAGUAUAUUUAUUUCUACUAUUUUGUCAUCAUGAGUCAUGACAAUCAUCAAAAUUAUUAUGUUGUAAGAAUUUGUAUACCUUUUUGUAAAUAACUUAGGAUGUUAAUUAAUUUUAAUUUGUACAGAUAAUAUUUUAUCUUUUAAAUGACAAGA